AUGACCCGACUCAGUCUGCUGGCCGCCUUCUCCACGGCUUGUGCCACGGCAUCCGCUCUUGUCCCGAGACAAGCCGUCCCGGGUAACGACACCGGUGCUGCUGCUCCCACUGCCCAAGUCAAGAAUGGCUCGUACUACGGCAUUUACAGCCAGUCGUACGACCAGGACUUCUUCCUCGGCAUCCCUUACGCCCAACCUCCUGUCGACAACCUGCGUUAUCGCGCUCCUCAGCCCCUGAACUCGACAUGGGAAGGCACUCGCAAUGCCACAGAGUACUCUCCGCAGUGCUUCGGCUAUGGGAGCGACACCUGGGUACUCGGAAACUACGUCUCGGAGGAUUGUCUGACGAUCAACGUCGUCCGGCCCCACGGCGUCUCCCCCGAUGCGAAGCUGCCCGUCGCCGUAUGGAUCCACGGCGGCGGCCUGACUAACGGCGGUAGCUCCGACCCGCGGUACAACGUCUCCUUCAUCGUCGAGCAGUCCGUCCGCAUGGGAACCCCUUUCAUUGCCGCCAGCAUCAACUACCGCUUGCAUGCUUGGGGCUUCCUCUGGAGCGAUGAGAUCAAGGCCGCCGGCGCAGGAAAUCUCGGUUUCCGUGAUCAGAGGUUAGCUUUGAGCUGGGUCCAAGAGAACAUCGCCGCUUUCGGAGGCGACCCGGAGCAGGUCACGCUCUGGGCUGAGAGCGCUGGAGCUCGAAGUGUCGGAACGCAAAUGCUGGCCUACGGAGGCCGCGAUGAUGGUCUCUACCGCGCGGCCAUCAUGCAGAGCGGAACCGGCUUGGAGACGGACUUUGGCGAAGUUGAGUCGACCACCAACACGUGGCAGGAUUACUACGACACCCUCGUCAACAAGACCAACUGCACGUCUGCUGCGGACACGCUGGACUGUCUCCGUGGACUGCCAGCGUGGGACCUGAGCGACGUCAUCAACGGCACCUCCAGCCCCUCCUUCAAUGGCAUGGCGGACGGCGACUUCCUUCCCGCUCCGCGUUCAGAGCUCAUCAAUGCGGGCAAGUUCGUCAACGUCCCCAUCCUGAUUGGCGCCAACUUCGACGAGGGUACUCAAUUCGGACAGAAAGGCAUCAACACCACCGAGCAGUGGAACUCGUACCUCCGUGCCCAGGGCGCCAACAACGUCACUAUCGAGGUCCUCUCCGCGCUGUACCCUGACAUUCCUCGCGUCGGCCUCCCCGCAACGCUCGACGGCCGCCCAGCGGGUGACGAGGCUGAUCUGGGAUACAUGUACAAGCGCGCUGUGGCCUUUGGGGGAGACCGCGCUCAACAUGGGCCAAGGCGAUACUGGGCGCGAAAGUGGGCUGAGGCGAACCAGACAGUGUACUCAUACCACUUCAACGUGCUGGUCAACGGCAUGAUGCCCUCCGACGGUGCGAAGCACUUCCAGGAGGUCGUUUUCGUUUUUGAUAACACCGACGCCGUGGGUUACAAGACCGCCGUCGCGGUGGACCCGUUCGCGGGCAAGCCCGAGACGUUCAAGACGCUGGCUGACAUGAUGUCGCGCAUGUGGGUUUCGUUCAUUACCAAGGGCGACCCGAACUACAACGGCGUCACCAACACGACUUGGCCCAAGUACGACGUUGAGAAUCCCUACAACAUGGCCUUCGACGUCAAUGCCACAGGUAUCGCCUAUCAGGAGCCGGACACAUACCGCACGGAGCAGAUUGAAUAUCUGAUCCGGAAGUUGUGGACUUAG
Colletotrichum gloeosporioides is the source of this 1710-nucleotide messenger RNA. RefSeq names its product Lipase 1. Bases 1 to 1710 code for a protein of 569 amino acids. The record is from RefSeq and is a predicted model, not a curated record. NCBI's taxonomy places the organism in Eukaryota, Fungi, Ascomycota, Sordariomycetes, Glomerellales, Glomerellaceae. The transcript has a single exon.